GCUCGCACCGCGUGCAACAGCCUCUCGCUCUCGCUCUGUCGUGUCCGUGAGCACUAGGCCCGCCGCGCACACUGGCCUUGCUGGAUGCCGCCCUCGAAACACUGCACCACAUCCCGGCGUUCCGCGUCCCCGUGGCCGUCUUCAAUGGUCAGCCUUGAAUGGCGUCUCCUGUUGCGAAGGCGGAGGAUCACAUCUCGAACCACGUCCCUCCGCGCCACAUCCGUUCCAAGCAGCACGAGCUUGCCCAUGACGAGCACUUUGCUGCAGAUAAGCCCUCUUCCCCCGUCCCAUACCUUUCCACAACCUCGACCAAGACGCCGACGACGACUGCCCAACGAUCCCGCAAACCUGCCUCUACCGCGCAUCACCAUGCCGUCCGCCCUCAACUCAAUGAGCGAGACUCGAUUUUUGCGACUUCAUAUUCGGGCAGCCCCAUAACUGCGAGGUCAUCUCCAUCCCCACCGCAGGUACAGAGCUCACCGCUGAGCACCGCGGACGGCAUCUACUACAACGAAGGAGGGAGGAGCGGAGGGAGCAGCAACAUGGCCACGGCAACAACGACCCUGCCCGCGACUUCUUUUCUGAGCAAUGGCACGGAUUCGCUCGAUUUCGCCCGAGGACACCAGAAACAGGACACGAGCUCGACACGCCUCUAUCAUUCACGUGCUGCGGAUAGUCGUCGCCGUCCGACUAGGAGUACACUUGCUUCGCAGUACCAACGACGUUCGCUCUACGACAUUCACGAUUUGAGCUCCGUAUCUACUGCGCAGCCGCUGCCCACCACCAUGCAUCCGCAGUCACGCCAGGAUUCUCCCUUCCGCGCAGAUACAUUACCAGCUACACCCGAUUCGAUGCCGAGCAGUCCCGAUACCGGUAACACUCAAAGUGCCGAGAGACAGCAGUAUCGGUCAUGGCGACAGGGAGAAGCAAAGAUGCAAGGCCUGACUAUUGCUCAAUCGCAACGCAAGGCGAGCACCACGGUCCGAGAUGACGUGGACAAGGUCAUCGACGCCCAAUUGCCCCAACCUGAGCCUGUGGCCGCAGUGCGCUCACGCAAAGCCAGUCACUACUUGGGAUUAUUCCGAGAGAAUGAGCAGGAAGAGAAGCGGGAGACGGAGCGCAAGAAGGCGGGUAGAGCCAACGAUGCUUCCAAAUCACAGAUCUCGCGCGAUCUGGAGGAGCAAGCAGAUGGGUCAAGCAGAGAACAAACAGUCACAGAAACGAUAGAAGAGGAAGACGGCGACUAUGUCACGGUAUCGAAGAAGGAAAUGGCUCAGAGAUUGCCCUUGGGAUUGCUGGAAGAGAUUCGCAAUCACCACCACCUUGUGCCCGGCCAAUCGCAGAAGAUACCCUUUCCAAAGGAGUCCCAGUCGCACGACCAUGAUCGACGCCUACACGAGCAAUUGAGGAAGGCGGUCAACAAGACCGAAGAGGACGACGAGUCUGACCGCGAACACAUCUCCUCCGCCACUUACUAUCCUCAUCAAGGCGUACAGCUCGGCGACUCGCCAGGUGACGAAGACGGCCUGGACCGAACGCCCAAGAUAAAAGCAGUAGAUGUCAAAGACAGCCGCAGUGAACCGAGUGCCAAUGAUGUGCAACUGUCAUUGCAAGGUGAGGGUGCACCAGAGUUUCUUCAGGGAAUGUCCCGCGUCGCCUCCUCAGCCAACUUCAAAGACUUGCCCAAGCCUGUGCCCGCGCCUGAGUUGCUCAUCCACGACUCAGAUUACGAGUCAGAAUCAGGCUAUUCAACUGUAUCUGGAGAUGACGAGGACGAUGUGGAGACCACGCCGACGAACACACCCCAUGUCAAAGCUUACGGACGUCGCCGUACGUCGCGCGGCAGGCAUGCCGAACAACCGCAAGCACCAGUCGGAGCGGUUGAGCUCAAACCCUACAAACAUCAAGUUGGCGGACAUACGUCAAUUUACAGAUUCUCGCGGAGAGCGGUGUGUAAACAACUGAACAGCAAAGAGAACAAGUUCUACGAGACUGUCGAGAAGUGUCACCGGGAACUGCUGGGCUUCAUGCCCCGGUAUAUUGGUGUUCUCAAUGUGACAUAUCGCAAGGAAGCGAAGAAGCGGAAGCAGACUGUGACAGAUGAAAAUGGCAGCACUCAAGCGUCGAGUAGCGAUAGCAAGGUACAAGAUGGGAAUGAUGUGGCUGCGGAGAAGUCGAGGACUCCAGAGCAUACUCGCAUGAUCAGCCAUUCGAUGCAGAACAAGUCAUCGUCGGGCAUUCCUCAAGUACUACUUGCAAACAACAGACAUCUCAUUCCAGAGAGCCUUUUCAGGUCGUCUGAACGCUCGGUGCCUGACCUGCAUAGGACGCGGUCAACGCCACCGACUCCUUCUGACACGAACGGGAUGCCUCAACGUCCUGCACUCAAGCCUGCCCAGUCAUGGGGCUUUACUUCUGUGAACGAGCACCUCCGUGACAAGGUGCUGCGGGAAGUCUUCACUCCGCCGGUUAUCCACAAGUCACACAGACGUGAUCGUGGGCACGGACGUUCGCUGCGAAAGGUUCCGACUUACAUUCAGAACGAGCUGUCAGAACGCAACAAGUCUGUCGACGUAUCAUCGUUUCAAAAUUCAGAGAGGCAAGACCUUCGCAAGGAGUGCUUGAAGAGUCCUAUCUUGAGGCGAGCACAGCUCAGUGCCGAGAACAGAUCAGCAUCUGAUUUGACACAAGUACUGCUGAAGAAAAACGAUGCUCUUAGUAAGAGCGCCGAAAAUUCAGAUCUCAGUGCUGCGCCUGCUGGUUCGAGCGACCGUAAGACACGUCGCCGUCGGCAUUCUGGGGGAGGGCUGAUGCGUAAGCCAACCGAUAUCGAAGGAACUCGAGGGGACCUCGAGUUUCACGAAGAUGCCGAAGAGGACGUUUUUGCUAUGGACGAUGUCAAGAAAGAUCUGCCAACGCAUCCUGAGUCACCAGUCGCUAGAGAAGCAGGCACUGCCGACGUAGACCGUGCUAACGAUAAUGCCAGACGUGACGUGGAGCAGCCGGUGCCUCAGUUGGGCCCGGCAAUUGACUUCGGUGUGCCAGAGCCACGCAACCCAGUGAGCUCGCUUGUGGAGCAGGACGAGCGCGUGGAGCAUUUCAUCUUGCUGGAAGAUCUCACCGCCGGUAUGCAGAAACCUUGCGUGUUGGACUUGAAAAUGGGCACACGACAAUAUGGCGUUGAGGCUACUGAGAAGAAGCAGAGAUCCCAGCGCGCAAAGUGCAAGUCUACUACUUCUCGUGAGCUUGGCGUCCGUGUCUGCGGCAUGCAAGUUUACAACGUCAAACAGCAAGGCUACGACUUUCAAGACAAGUAUUAUGGACGAGAUCUGAAAGCUGGCGAGGAGUUUCGCGAAGCCUUGAAGCGUUUCUUCUUUGAUGGAAUUGGCCAUGCACAAGCACUCAAGCAUAUCCCGACAGUGCUUGAUAAGAUCGAUGCACUCGAAGACAUCAUCCGUCAACUGCCCGGAUACCGCCUAUACGCCAGCAGCUUGCUCAUGAUAUACGAUCGCGGAGAUGCCGACACCAAUGGCAAACUUCGCGAGAAUGAAGGAAGCGAUGCUCCAGUGCCUGGCAUCAAACUUAAGAUUGUUGACUUUGCCAAUUGCGUAACUGCCGAGAGCCUACCUUACAUUCAACACAAGCCCUGCCCUCCAAGAAACCCCGACCAAAUCGAUCGCGGAUACUUACGCGGAUUGAGGACAUUGAGAUUGUACUUUCAACGCAUUUACACGGACCUGCACAACCAGAAGUACGUGGAACGAGGAGAAGGCGAAGGUAUGGCUAUGGAUCAGCGCGGCAUUGGGCAUGGAAUUGCUCAGCAAAAGGGCUGGACGGAGAGAGUCAUGGAAGAUGAUCCGGGAGAGGUCAGUGUGUGAAAGAACACAUGCUGUGAUUUUGGAAUCGCGUUGGAAUAUAGAGGGGUGGGCAAAAAGUUGCGCAAGCUACGAUUGGGGCGGUAACGAGUGAUGGCCUUCAUUUGCUCUUCAUCGCGAUGGCGCUUCAUCAAGACUGGAAUGGGAUCCCGGGUUUUUGUAAAUGUUUUAGCAUGGCGUUGGGGGUGUUUCUUUUCUUUCUUCUUCCGAGACUGUAAGGGAAUAUUGGGCAUUUGGGUGGAAUGGGCAGGUCGGCUGGGAUGGGAUGGUAUGGGUCUGCUUCGUUGCGCAUAUACCACUUCGCAGGGCUUGUGUGCUUAGGUAGGAGAAUAUGUAUUAUGUGAUUGUGCACACUGCUGAGCCUGCUACUUCAGGCGCGG
Cercospora beticola is the source of this 4255-nucleotide messenger RNA. RefSeq names its product inositol polyphosphate kinase KCS1 (gene KCS1). NCBI's taxonomy places the organism in Eukaryota, Fungi, Ascomycota, Dothideomycetes, Mycosphaerellales, Mycosphaerellaceae. Gene Ontology annotation, molecular function: inositol hexakisphosphate kinase activity. Gene Ontology annotation, biological process: inositol phosphate biosynthetic process; phosphatidylinositol phosphate biosynthetic process. The record is from RefSeq and is a predicted model, not a curated record. Gene Ontology annotation, cellular component: nucleus; cytoplasm.